This is a messenger RNA of Lobosporangium transversale, 1332 nucleotides long. RefSeq lists its product as hypothetical. NCBI's taxonomy places the organism in Eukaryota, Fungi, Mortierellomycota, Mortierellomycetes, Mortierellales, Mortierellaceae. The record is from RefSeq and is a predicted model, not a curated record. The coding region runs from base 67 to 1284 and encodes 405 amino acids. The transcript is spliced from 3 exons.
UUUUUUCUUUUCACUUUCCCUGUUUUUUCCUCCUCUUCGACUGGAUCGACUGGGACCGACUGGAGCAUGAUCACGGUCCCAUCACAAGAGAUCGUGACCUUCCUCGGUAAUCAUCUCGAUCAUGUUCUGCAACGGACUGGGACUAAUUUUCUGAGUUCUGUCGCGGCAGAUCGGGAGUUCCGAGCAGGAUGUGCUAUCAUGGACGUGUUAAAUGCAGUGGAAUCUGUUCAGGUCAACCUCCGUGGUCUUUUAACACAAAAGAACAAGAACAAAGGCAAGGGCAAUGGUGAUGAGAAUGCAAAGUCUUUAAAAGGAACUCGACAAUCUCCAGAGCGCCACACAUCGGAAGUCAGAGUCAUGUCAUUGUACUUGUUACAUUGUCUUUAUAGUUAUCUGCCUGUUCAUCAGAAUCCGUUCUUGUGCUUGUUUGUCGACAUUUACAACGGCACCUCACUGGAUGGGGACCUAAAAUCGGAACGGUUUGUCACAAGUGUCAUCUUGAAUGGCAAAGGAGAAGAACUCGCGCCAAAGACACCUUCAGAACUCAUUGCAUUAGCACAAAAGGUCGAAUCACGUCCUGUUAAUCUGAGGAUGCUGGAAGAGUAUCUUCCCGAGGUGCCGGUUGAGGAACAAGUCAAGGUUGGACUUGGAUGGGAUAGUCAACAGAAGAAAUCAGAUGACAAAAAACGACUCUGGGAAACAUCAUUUGCUAUCCCAGUCGUAAUAACAACAGGACCAGGCUCGUCAUCGUCCUCUUCUACCUCUGAAGCAACGACAGGAGCUUCAUGGAGUCGAUAUGAUCGCAAGAGAGAAGAGAUCGAUCCAUUGAAUAACCCUGUUCACUCAAGAAAGAAUGAGCUAAAUGAACGUGAUGAGAAAGAGAAUGAGAAUGAGAAAGAGAAAGAGAAAGAGAAAGAGAAAGAGAAAGAGAAAGAGAAAGAGAAAGAGAAAGAGAAAGAAGAAAAGGAGGAGAAGGAGGAGGAGGAGAAGGAGGAGGAAGAGCUGGAGGAAUGGGAGAUUGAGGCAGAAAGACGGUUCCAGGAUUCGGAUGUGGAUGAUGCUCCCUCAUUACCGUCACCUGCCAAGAAAAAAUCAGCGGCAAAGAGUUUAAAGCCAAGUGGUUCUUUUCCUGUACCUGUGUCUGCAUUUGUACCUGUGCCUAUACCUGAACCUGUGGUGAGCGCAGCAGUAUCAAAGAAGAUGAGUCCAACCCUUGAAGUUGUUGGACAGGUGGCAGAGCAGGAUCAAUUUAAGCGGCGGAGAAAAAUGUGGUCAAGGAAGUAAAUUAUGUAAAAGAGAACGUUACAUGAUCAGAGAAUUGUCAGUUAUCAC